UCUCCCUGCCUGACUGCGUAUCCUGAAUCCCAUCGUUGGCCUUACAGCCAGGAUCAGUUCUGGUGCCCAGGAACCCGCUCCUUUGCAAUGUUGGGGAUCAGAGGUCCAUCACCGUUCCUCUACCUUCUUUUCCCACUGCUGGCUCUGUACCGUGCUGAAAGGAGCCACCCUCCUCAACGCAGGUUUGAGUACAAGCUCAGCUUCAAGGGACCGAGGCUGGCAGUUCCCGGGGCUGAAAUCCCUUUCUGGAGCCACCACGGAGAUGCCAUCCCAGGCCUAGAGGAAGUGCGGCUGGCUCCAUCUAUGAAGAACCGGAGUGGUGCCAUGUGGAGCAAGAUCUCUGUCUCCUUCCCUGCCUGGGAAGUAGAGAUGCAGAUGAGGGUGACUGGGCCAGGGCGCCGGGGAGCCCUGGGUAUGGCCAUGUGGUACAUCCAGGACAGGGGUCAAGUCAGCUCUGUCCCAGAGGGGUUGGUCUCGUGGGAUGGCAUCAGAAUCUUCUUUGAUUCCUCCGCCAAUGAUGUCCAGAACAGCCCUGCCAUCCGAGUGCUGGCCAGUGAUGGGCGUGGCCUCCAGGAGCAGUUUGGGGAUGGCAGUGUCCGGGAACUGGGCUCCUGUCACCGGGACUUCAGGAACUGGCCAUACCCCUUCCGAGCUCGGGUCACCUACUGGAGGCAGAGGCUGCAAGUGUCCUUGAGUGGAGGCCUUAUUCCCAAUGACCCUGAAGAGGUCUGUGUCAGUGUGGAGCCCCUGCUUUUGGCCCCUGGAGGCUUCUUUGGGGUCUCAGCAGCCACCAGCAUCCUAGCAGAUGACCACGAUGUCCUGUCCUUCUUGACCUUCAGCUUGAGGGAACCAGGUCCGGAGGUGGCCCCCCAGACAUUCAUUGAGAAGGAGCAGUUCCGCCUGGCUAGGAAGCUGGAAGGGCUGCAGGCAAGGCUGGCCCUGGGCACCAGCCAGGACAGCAUUCCACCACUGGACUCCAAAGUCCAGGAAGAAGGGGAAAGGUUCCUUGGCCUGGAGAAUACACUGGGCAGACAAAGCCAGAUCCUGCAGGCUCUCCAGGCUCUCUCCAGGCAGUUGGACCAGGCUGAGAGGCAGUGGAAACAGCAGCUGGGGUCUACAGUCCAAGUCAGGCCUGAGGGAGGCUGGGACACUGCCAAGGUCAGCACCCUGCUCUAUGGACAGCGGACUCUGCUCCAGGCCCUGCAAGAGAUGAGGAAAGCAGCUGCCCAAAUGGCUUCAGGAGCCCAGGUCAUGUACCUGCCUGUGGGCACUAAGCAUCACUUUUUUGAGCUGGACCAGAUCCUCAGCCUCCUGCAGAAGGACCUCCGGGAUCUGGUGAAAACGACAGCCAAGGCCCCCCGCCCAUCUGGCUGGCUCUUAGGAACAUCUGCAUGUCUUCGGACCAGCAUCUUCCUGUUUUUCCUCCUCAUCCAGACUGUAGGCUUCUUCUGCUACAUGAACUUCAGACAGGAGCUGGACAAGAGGUUUCAGAAGUACCUGUCCACGGGAAGCCUUCCUCUAGAACCUGCAUUACCCACCCCUAGGACACUAGGGGCUCUGAGGAGACAGCCUGUUCCCCUGAGCAUGCAAGCUUGACCCAUCAAAACCAUGUCUUAUGGGGAGACAAAUGGGGGAUGGAGGAUUUGGCCAGUAUCCUUCCUGAUUGCCCACAUCUUAGCUUUCAGCAAGUUCAUCAUAUUAAAGGUGAAGUUCCUCUCACUGUGCUCAUUCCCUCCCUCAUUUACCUUCCAGACUCACAUAGUCUCUGAUAGCGUCCACCUACUAUGGGUAGGUAGCAGGAAUAGAGUCCAAGCAGGCAAGAAGGCCAAGGGCAGACCCCUCAGCCUUUUCCUCUGGACUACUGAAGCAAAGGGAGGCAACUGUGCAAAAUUCUGUCCCUAAACUCACCAAGGGCAAAGAGAGGUCCCUGGGUUCCCUCUGGCUCAUCUUUUCAGUACCCCCAAACAACUCGCCCCUUGCCUACUCCCCGAGGCUCUAGGGACAGCAGGGCAGACAC
Molecule: messenger RNA, 2017 nt
Organism: Peromyscus californicus insignis
Lineage: Eukaryota; Metazoa; Chordata; Mammalia; Rodentia; Cricetidae
Gene: Lman1l
Product: lectin, mannose binding 1 like
Exons: 13
Coding region: 88-1596 (502 amino acids)
Biological process (GO): Golgi organization; endoplasmic reticulum to Golgi vesicle-mediated transport; endoplasmic reticulum organization
Cellular component (GO): COPII-coated ER to Golgi transport vesicle; endoplasmic reticulum-Golgi intermediate compartment; endoplasmic reticulum membrane
Molecular function (GO): D-mannose binding
Source: RefSeq, a predicted model, not a curated record